Molecule: messenger RNA, 6839 nt
Organism: Oxyura jamaicensis (ruddy duck)
Lineage: Eukaryota; Metazoa; Chordata; Aves; Anseriformes; Anatidae
Gene: PELI2
Product: pellino E3 ubiquitin protein ligase family member 2
Exons: 6
Coding region: 111-1373 (420 amino acids)
Biological process (GO): protein polyubiquitination; regulation of Toll signaling pathway
Molecular function (GO): ubiquitin protein ligase activity; protein binding
Source: RefSeq, a predicted model, not a curated record
CCGGGCGGCCGCGGGCGCAGAGCGGGCUGGGACCGGCCCCGGCGGGAGGGGGAGCGAGGAGGAGGAGGAGGAAGGGGAGGAAGAAGGGGGCGAGACCUCGCGGCGCCCCCAUGUUCUCCCCCAGCCAGGAGGAGCACUGCGCCCCCAACAAGGAGCCCGUCAAGUACGGGGAGCUGGUGGUGCUGGGGUAUAAUGGCUCCCUCCCUAAUGGUGACAGAGGACGCAGGAAAAGCAGAUUCGCCCUUUAUAAGCGACCUAAGGCAAAUGGAGUUAAGCCCAGCACUGUUCACGUGAUUUCUACUCCUCAAGCAUCCAAGGCUAUCAGCUGUAAAGGUCAGCACAGUAUCUCUUACACUUUAUCCAGAAACCAGACUGUUGUAGUGGAAUAUACUCAUGAUAAAGACACAGACAUGUUUCAGGUUGGGAGGUCAACAGAAAGCCCCAUAGACUUUGUAGUAACAGAUACUAUUUCUGGAAGUCAAAAUAAUGAUGAAACUCAGAUUACACAAAGCACCAUAUCCCGUUUUGCGUGCAGGAUUGUAUGUGACAGGAGCCCUCCAUAUACAGCAAGGAUUUUUGCAGCUGGAUUUGACUCUUCCAAAAAUAUAUUUCUUGGUGAAAAAGCAGCGAAAUGGAAAAAUCCUGAUGGCCAUAUGGAUGGAUUAACAACUAAUGGGGUGCUGGUCAUGCAUCCAAAAGGAGGGUUUACUGAGGAGUCUAAACCUGGAGUUUGGAGGGAGAUCUCGGUCUGUGGUGAUGUGUACACUCUGCGGGAAACCAGAUCUGCUCAACAGCGGGGGAAACUGGUAGAAAAUGAGACCAACGUCCUCCAAGAUGGCUCCCUCAUCGACCUGUGUGGAGCCACCCUUCUGUGGAGAACAGCAGAUGGACUGUUUCACACUCCAACUCAGAAACACAUUGAGGCUCUGCGACAGGAGAUCAACGCUGCCAGGCCGCAGUGUCCCGUCGGGCUAAACACAUUGGCGUUUCCCAGCAUCAACCGUAAAGAUGUGGUAGAGGAGAAGCAACCUUGGGCGUACCUCAGCUGUGGUCAUGUCCAUGGCUAUCACAACUGGGGACAUCGCAGUGACACAGAAGCCAAUGAGCGGGAAUGUCCCAUGUGCAGAACCAUUGGCCCCUACGUACCUCUCUGGCUCGGUUGUGAAGCAGGCUUUUAUGUGGAUGCUGGCCCUCCGACUCAUGCUUUCACCCCGUGUGGACAUGUGUGCUCUGAGAAAUCUGCAAAAUACUGGUCUCAAAUCCCCCUGCCUCAUGGUACUCAUGCAUUUCAUGCUGCCUGCCCUUUUUGUGCAACACAACUGUCUGGGGAACACAACUGCGUCAAGCUAAUUUUUCAGGGUCCAAUUGACUGAUAUCACUUUGCAAUGACCACAAUAACGUUUUCUUUAACAACUUACUGUGAAGAUUUUGCCACUAACUCUAGAUUUUACCUUUUUUUAUAAUGUUAUUAAUAGGGUGGUAGGGUGGGGAUGGGGAGCUGACAAGGAAAUUGUGAGGGGCUGUGGUGGAAUGGGAUACAUUGAUACCUGGAACUUGACAGAUAUCAGUGGUGUUGCAUGCUCAAAAGCAGCAUAUUCAUGAAGUCUUCUUGGUCAAAUUGUAGUAUAUUUGUAACCUUUUUAUUAGCACCCUGGAUCAGAAAAAGGUGUCUUAAUGAUUUUUUUAAGCUAAGAUUUUUUAAUGGAAAGGUUUUUUCUUCUAAACUUUGACAAGCCUUUAAAACCUAUUUUUCAAAUCUAGAAGGAACAUACAGAAUGUAACAGUCUUUAAUUUGCAAUAUAAUUUAACUUGAAUAGUUUCUCAAGGAGCUAAUACAGAAUGUGUGGACAACCACAGGUGAAUGUUCACUAGAGAUAAUUGGAUAUGUAAGAGAAAAAUUAGCUGCCUAAAUUGUAGAGUAUAAAUGCUAUUAAAAUAUCUAUUAUGGUAUAACACAGCUGGCCAAAAAGGCAUCAAGGAUUACUUGAAACUGAGGAAAUCCUGUUUGCAUUGAUUUCCUUUCAGUGUAAUAGAUAUCCACUGUUCAUUACGUAUGGUAUAUGGCUGAUUUUCUUUCUUCCUUUUCCUCCCUGUUUAACCUGCAUCUGGUGAAACUGCUUUACUUUUUUACAUACAUAGGUCUGGUUUGUAAGCCGGUGUUCUGUAUAUGUGUAGUCUGGCCUUUUUAUUUCAGCUGAACUUAGCUUGCCCUAACUGCUCCUUGCAUGCCCAGAACCAUUGGGUUAAUUGAGAUGUGGCGACCCUUUAAAAACUGCAUUAAUGAAGGGGUAGUGCUGCAGCAAGAUGGAAGGUUUAGGUACAGUUUAUACAGAGCUUAUCUACAUAGACCUGAAUUCAGGAAAGCACUUAGUAAAUGUUUGAAUAUAAGCCCGUGGAUGGGACUGUUUAGUGCUUCAAUGGAUUGUGGUUAUAUGCUGUUAUGUUUUGAAAUAAAACAAUUAAAAAUAAGGUAUUAUUUAAGCUCACUUAGUAGCCAAAAUGCUGUGAGGAGAGCAUCCUAUCUAGUUCAAGUGAGUGUUUUGUUCACUUUUCAACUUGCUGCCAUCUGUCACCUUUUUUGCAGAUUGAGAUGUGUUUGUAUCCAUUUUUUUUCAAAUGUUUGCAAAUCAAACAGCAUUCAAAUGUAAUCAAAUAUAUGUAUCAGGGUGGUGCAUCUGAAGUGGAUCACUUGAAAUUCCUGACUUUUUAAGGGAGCUGGUAAAUGUUUACUAUGGAGAUAAUUAAAUCAGAAUUUCAUAUGAGAUGUACCCUGCCCACUGUUAGUUUCAUUUCAUACAGAAUGAUAACUCUUUGAUUUGUGUUUUUUUUUUUUUUUUUCUUUUGCUCUCUGUACUCUUGGUAUCUGAGGUAUCAAUCUAUCCAGGUUUUAAAAAAAAAUGGGAGAAAAUUAUAGCACCUAGAUGAAAAUAGACCAUUCAAGCUCAGUUCUGUUUAAUCAGCUAUAGCUUUUUGCUAUAUUUGUGCCCUUUGUAUAAAUAUAUAAUUUAUAUGAUUUUAAUAUAUUCUGUAUAUAUACUUGAAUUGGCCUGUUCAUAUUUUGGUUGUAAAAUUAUUUUAUAGUUAACCUUAUAAACAUUUUACAAGUCCCUUGCCAGUGGUGAUGGGAUAUACUUUGUCUGCUGCUGUUUUUAGUGUAAUUUUGCUGUAUAAACGUUCAGCAUUUUAAUGAUUUGAAAAUAGCUUUACUUUUCUUUUUAUUCUUUUGCUGCUUUAAAGAAACAGUGUUGUUCUGCAGCAUUUUCUCUAAAAAUCCAACUGUACAGUUUUGUCCCACUCGGUGAUUGGAAAUAGGGCCAACCUUGUUAACCUAAACUAUGUGCUUCUUCCUAGUGCCUUUUCAAUGAGAUCCUCUGGUGAUUCCAUACUCUGACUCCUUUCUCCCGCAAGCCAACCUUGUGGCUAAUCUUCAUCAAGAAUGGCAGCCCAGCCAGGUGGGAAAUAAAUGCCUUUGGGCCUUCAGUUCCUUCUUACGGUUUCUGUCAUAAAUGUUGUGGAGGUGCCUCUUCCCUGUUUAUAUUCAGCUCAAGUUCCUCAGGUUCCACAUGCAUACUGCAGCAUUACUUCUGGUUAGCAUAUACCUCAUCCGCAAGAGGCACUCUCACCUCCAUCUUGUUCUUACUGGACUCUGAAAUACUUAACCUUGUUUCUCACAAGAGAUGCUAUGAAAACACUUUCAGGAAACGUUUGUUCACUGAAUUAAGGCCUCAAGCUGUGUGUAACUGCUGGGGGCCAGAAGAUUCCUGUAUGACAAACUUCACCGGUCUGGGGUGGCGGCUGUUUUUUUUACUGAGCUUUAGCUGAUCAGGACGUGUACAGGUAUCUCCUUUUGAGCGUAAAUGGGUGUAAACGUGCAGGUUUCGAGGCAUCUCCAUUAUCCCGCUUCUUUACUUGCUUCCUUUGUUGCAGAUUAAUUGCUGCUUCGGGGCUUUGUAUAGCUACACCCUGUGCAAGGUGAAUGUACGAUGCUGGAGGAAUGCUCGCUAGAAAUGCCAGCACACCAUCGGGUUGUGUUUGGCUUGCAUGAAGUGGAAGACAGGCUAAUGGUUUGUGUCUGAGGGAAGCGUCCUUUGGAAAGACUGUUUUAAGCAAGAUUUCUGUUUCUUUUGUCAGCAAUUCUGUGGAACAACAUACUGUAGGAGGGAAAACUUGCCUCUUAUCUGGGGAACAAAUUUCCGCAGUUCCUUUGCGUGAAUUCAGGUACUUUGUCAUUAACCAGUAUUCAAAUCCAGAGUGAGUCCCACAGAGCUGGAUUUACUGGGAAAGCAGGAGAGUCUGUAGCAUUAUUUUUCUCGAACACUAGUGCCAUAUAUGCUGCUCUGACUAAAUGACCCUUUGGCUGCUUAUCCCUUUUCUCCUUCCCUUCUCUCAAUAACCACACACCUUCACUGAUCUGGUAACUCAGCUGGAAAAAGUAAUUUCUAGAUAAAUAAGACCGAUUCUGUUUAGAGUGACUCAAUUUGAAAACCACACUCAAACUUUGUUUUGAAAGUUGAUUUCAUGAUUUCAGUGUGAUGAUACUCCCUGUAUACCACUUCACAUGCUGGCAAUGUAUUCUGUAUGGAUUUCUUCACCUGUUAACUGUUGAUUCUAUUUAAAUGCUUCAAAAACAGCUUUGACUGCAUAACGUACGGCUAGAAGUAUUUUUCUAUCUUUAAAAAAAAAAAAAGUCUGUCAUAUCCAUGCAUGCUGGAGCUGUAAUGCUUUCCUUUUUCCUGGCAGCUUCUUGGUAGAGUGCUGAAGUCUCUAAGCGGCUCAGUGGUAAGCGUUGUUCUUAUUUGAAUCGUGUUCCAAAUAGCACAAAGGAGUUAGCAUGAUACUGCAUUUUAAUCAAGAUUUUUUUUUCCAAGUGUGGUCACUUUGUGCCUCGGGUACAGUAGUAGUACUGUACUGGCAUAGUAAUUAAAGGAUUGGUUUUCUUCCUGAGGGUGGGAACGGGGCUCAAAAGAGACGCGAGGCGCUGUCAGCCCGGUUCCCCGAGGGACAGACCGCCUUGAAGCAAAGCCAUGCUAGGAGCCGUGAUGGUAGCUGUUGUGCUUUCAGACGUGGCUCAUGCUCUAAAAAGCAUUUGCUUUUGUUGGAAGUCUCAGGAUGAAUUGGAAAGGCUGGAACCACAGGUGGUCCUCCCAGGAAAGUGUUCCUUGGGGUUCUAAGGACAAUUCAUGGAACUGAAGGGAGGGUCCUGCCUAGAGCUGGAGCAGGGAGCAGAGGUGCUGAGUGGGGGCUCCCCUCAAUUGCUGAGAAACUGCAACAGUCUGUGAAUAGAAUUCACUGUUUUAGUCUGCACACCACCCAAAAUAAACUGCUGGCUAUAACUGUGAUAACUCUCCUUUAGUGCUGUUGCCGAAGUCGAUCGCCUUGGCUGCUCACUUUUCUUUUUUGCUGACCAGCUGUUCUUCUGGAAAUGGAAGCUUUUCCAAGACAGUCGUGUUUCUGUUCACAGACACCGUACUCUUGACUCUUCUGUGGGGUUGGAGAACUGUUGGUAGUGUUCUGGCCAUCAUUACAACUGACAGUGGUUUAAAUGCAUUUUUAAUAGGUUAGAAAAACCAACCUGGCUUGACUCCGGCUCUUGAUUAAAGGUGAGCUGCAAGUAUUCUUUUUGAGACAAGCUGUGCCUGUCUGUUCUUUGUCAAGAGUAUUUCUGUCAUGGGUGACAAAUGCUGUUUUCCCCAAGAUUGUUGCUGACUUGCUGCAUGGGGUGUGAAGUGACAGCUCCCGUGGAAUCGAUAUGUAGAGCUGUUGAUCUGAAGAGGUAGGAAGCAGAAAUCUGUCAGGUGUUGGAGCUGAGCAGAUGUGGACAGCCCAGCUUCUGCGGACAGCUCUGGCCAAGGAUCCUCCUCCUCGUUUGCUCAGUUUUCAGUCUCUUGUGAGUUAUUGGUUCCUCUCAUUCUCUGCUCAUCCAUGUAGUUGCAGGUAAACAAAUAGAGCUUGAAAUGAAAACAAGGAAGAAAGUAUUAAGAGAUACCUUCAGGCCUGCUUCUGUUCAAGGGAAACAAAGUGAAGUUACAAAUGUCUCUCACAGAUUUUUCUCAGUAUUCUCAUUUUAUAAGCACUCUUCACAGUUCUCUACACUUUGUGAGUUACAAGGAAAAACAUAGAAGGAAGGGCUGACUUCGGGGUUUUGGGGGGGUAGUUUCUAAGAUGAAAGUCUCAAUGUGCAAACCAAGUCCCACCGACGGCAGCAAACACUUUGAUAUUGCAAGAACCGUAGAGCGAGCCUCAACAAGUAGUAAAGAUCCAACUUUACUUUGUGUUGAUCAGCCUCUGUUCAUUGGCAGCAGAACAAAAAUAAGCUGCUUGGACAAGCAAACUGCAGAAAAAACUGGUGGCUGUCAGGAUUUCCUUUGACCAGGGCACAUUUAUGCUUUCUUUGUGGACAAGCCAGUCUUCAAGUCACCUUGAGGUCCCUUCGAGGUCCCCUCUGUUUCUGUCGUGGUGAUAAGGGAUGGGCGUUGUUUUCCUCUUGGAUCAAAUACGUGAUGAAGAGCCCCUGGAAGGCUCCUUCCUGGGACCCAGCCAUAGGAAAAGCCUCAUCCACACUGCGAGCCCCAUACGAUGGAGAAGUUAUGUUUACUUUUGAACAGUGUUAGCAGCUGUUAAACUUCUGGAUAUAUUUGUAACCUUGGUCUUUUAUACACCAUGUGAAAUGGACUGAAAUAAUUUCUUUGCUGUUGUACCUGUGGAAGCACAAGCCAUUUUACAGGAAGAAAAAAAUUUAAAUUAAAAUGUUAUCUCAGUAUUGUCAUCGACUCCUUCAAUUUCUUCACCUGCUGGCUGGUUGUCAAGGUUUGACUUUGAUUUGCGAAAACGAAUAAUUU